AAACGGACAAUAAAUAAACUUAACUUUAACGAAACGUUACAAUAAUAUAAAAAUCAAAUGGGUAAUGUAACCCAUUAUCUCACAGCGAUAAUUGAAAGGAAAAUUACUCUAAAGAUUAUUAUAACUAUUAAAUUACCUACUGAAAUAAUUAAGAAUAGCUUUUCAAUUAUACUGAAUAAAGAUAGAGUUAUCAAUUUUAACUAAUUAUUAGCAGUUGUUUCAAGAUCAUUAUGAUCGUUUAUUGAGACAAAUAUCUCUGUUUGAAUGUGCCACAUCAGGUUAUCUUAAUGUUGACGAUUAUUUGAGAGAGAAUUGAUUUUGCGACUAUGUGACUUGUCCAAAGAGCGCGCUGCCCUUUCUUUUUUUAGAUUUCUCUCCAUAGAAACCUCCUAGGAAAUGAUAACCAGUCUUACAUAAUAUAUAAUAACUUAUGCAACUGACUAUGUAUUAUUUUCAAACACAAAUAUUUAGUACAAUUGUUAUAUUGAGCAUUUCAAUAAGAAAAUAAUUUAUCUCUAAAAUAAAUUAACGUGCACGGAAAAAUGAUAUAAUGCACACAACCAAAAAAAUUUAGUAAGCAACCUAGCUGCAUCCUAAUUAUUUUUGAGCGAUCUUUGCUAACAUUUGAAGCAAGAAGUUACAAUUUCUACGAACAUUGGAAAAUGAGUACUUUGCAGCAGCCAUCGAUCUUAAGAGGUCAGCAGACAGGAAGAAAUCAGAAAAAAGAUUUAGUGCAUGAAUUAUUCAGUCGUGCAGCAAAAGUCCAUCCAAAUCAAACCGCGUUAUAUUACGAAGAUGACGCCGGCCAGGAAUACGUGGUGUCUUUUAAAGAAUUGGAUAACAUCACCAAUCAGUUGGCACGAGCUUUACAAAAGUACGAAAAGACUGAAACAACUUCUCAGUCAUUAAUAGCUGUCUGCAUGAACCCGUCGCAUUGGUUUCUAACUGUAUUACUUGGUGUACUGAAAGCAGGAAUGGCUUAUCUACCUUUGGACGCGGAAUUUCCGAUGUCUAGAGUAAAACACAUUCUCGAAGAAGCACAACCAUUAAUAAUGGUGGUCGAGAAAGGAGUUUUAUCUAUUAUAUGUAGUUUUACUGCUUUUAUCUAGAAGAUAAUCAAUUAAAUGAAAUGUGCCAAUGUUUUACAAUAUUAUGUUUGUUAAU
This is a messenger RNA of Temnothorax curvispinosus, 1164 nucleotides long. Its product is annotated as tyrocidine synthase 1-like. The transcript is spliced from 4 exons. Bases 663 to 1109 code for a protein of 148 amino acids. NCBI's taxonomy places the organism in Eukaryota, Metazoa, Arthropoda, Insecta, Hymenoptera, Formicidae. The record is from RefSeq and is a predicted model, not a curated record.